Molecule: messenger RNA, 1485 nt
Organism: Fonsecaea erecta
Lineage: Eukaryota; Fungi; Ascomycota; Eurotiomycetes; Chaetothyriales; Herpotrichiellaceae
Exons: 2
Coding region: 1-1485 (494 amino acids)
Source: RefSeq, a predicted model, not a curated record
AUGUCGGCGAGCUAUCACGACCUGCGUGCUCUGGCUCGGAAGCAGGUCCCUUCUCGCCCAGUCAGCCCUUUACUCCCAAGCCCUAUUGUAGGAGCGCCUCAGAAAGAAAGCCAACCAUAUUUUCGAUUCCACAACCCGCGAGAGCGUUUGCCCACGCCGGUUCUGAGCGACGAUUCGUUAGACAGCCUGCAUAUUUUGUCGUACUACUGUGACGAGCAAGACCAAGCAAGCCACUCGGGACAUGGGACGCUCGAAGACGACAAUCUCAGCACCGCGUCGGAGUCCACGCCGGUCACUCCGCGUGAUGACGACGAGUAUCGGGGGACUUUGUGUUCGGACGAGUCUGGGUGGUUGGCCAACACCACAUCGCACCAAGAGCGAAUGCGACGGUUUAAAGCUCGCUAUUAUCAAGUCGUCCAGCAUCCUUGCACGUCUGUUGACACAGGAGACAACGAGGAUGGAGUGAUGAUCGCCACAGUUCUUGUUGGACCGGGCAAGCCGAGACUCGUUCACAUUCAGCGCCCUCCCUCGAGUUCAUCGAGGACCGAGUCGCCCGUUGAAGGCACGUGUGCUCCGUCGACACCACAGAAAAUCCCUCUUGAAGUCUCCGCGUUCAGCCCGUACGACACUCCUUGUGAUGUGCCUCAAGACGAAUCCCACAGUUCAGACAGCAUCUGUGGUCGCAUCUCUGAAGCCUCGCCUCCCUUGCCUGGGUUCGUUUCCCAGCCUACGACCUUUGCAAUGCGCAGCAGGACCGGCGGACCGAAAAUCCGUGAGUGCGAUGGCGUUGACAAACGUCUCCGUAAAUUGACCGAUCCAUUUAUGACGUCGCCGCGGAGGACGCGAAGCGACCGAUCGUUCCGCACGCUCGAGAAGCGGUGGGCGGUUUGGGACACAUUGGACGUGGACUCGCCCUCCGUCUCCGAACCGUCGCCGUCCACCAAGAGCGCGAAAUGGUCCCGGUGCCGCAAGUUGGAGAGGGCUCUCAACGCGGUCACGGUCGCCAUCGAGGAGUUCCCCGACGGCAUGCUCUGUCUCGACUCGCCGGCAGUGAUGGAGCUGCGGAACCCCCACAUCUCAGAUUCCACCUACAUCGAGACGCUGCGCCGCAUCUUUCCCGCGGCGUCCUCGCUGCUCAUUUCGGCCAUUACGGCCUGGGUCAUCGUCGACCUCCAGUUCUCGCGCCUGAAAGACCAAAUCGUGCCCAUGGAGCGCUACUGGGCCCAGGCCGCCGCCUCCAACGAGAGCCUGCACCGCAUCCCCGAGAAGGCGCGAGAAAUGCUGGGCAUCGGAUUCCCGGAAGAGACGUCCCUCCGCCUCAACGAGUAUGCGCUGAGAAAGAGGGUGAUGGCCAUGCAGGCGGGGAUCGGUGUCAUCGGGCAAAGGCUGAUUGAAGGGCUGAGAGGGUCGUGGGACGAGGAUAUCUGGCGAUCCCUGAAGGUCUUGGUGGAGGUCAUCGAGGCGAGUCCGCCGCGGUGGCCAUGA